AUGACAUCGACAGAGGAAGCAACGGCGUCGACGCCAGCCCAGCAAAGCCCAGCGUCACUGCCACCGCUAGGCUUCAUCUCCGUCGAGGUGAUCAUACACAGACCCCCGGGGGACCCCUUCAACGAGGCAACUUGGCCCUUUCCGUUGAUUCGUGAACGGGCAAAAGACUCCAAAGUGUCACAGGUCGUCUCUUCGGCGGGAUAUGACGACGACUUCAUUGCUCAUUUCGUCGACGCCGGCCAGAGGCUGGUGCAAAGAGGCGCCGUGGGGAUCAUCACCAGCUGUGGCUUCCUAGCCAUGGCUCAACCAGAACUGUCUGAGCGCCUGCCUGUCCCUGUCCUCACGUCUGCGCUCGUUCAGGUCCCAUCAAUCAUUGCCAUGCUGCCUCGAGAGAAAAAAGUCGGUAUCCUUACCUACGACGACAGUCGUUUGGGAGAUAUGCACCUAGAAAAGCUCGGAAUCCCACCAUCACGGGUGUGCAUUCAAGGUGCCCCCGCAGACGGCCAUCUUCGUCACCACAUCAGGGACGGCGCAGAGUAUGUGCACGAACAAAUUGAGACGGAGCUGGUGCAAGUCGCGCAAAAAAUGAUGACCAAGUAUCCGGAAAUAGCUGCAGUAUGUCUAGAGUGUACAAAUAUGCCACCGUUUGCGGAGGCCAUUCAGAAAGCGAUUGGCAAACCCGUGUAUGAUAUAUGUACGGCCGGUUCCUGGUUUUACUCUGGACUUGUAACGAGGCGACCAAGUCGUUGGAAUCCUAUACCCAAAGAUACGAUAGAAGGUAGAACAUGA
Pestalotiopsis fici W106-1 is the source of this 789-nucleotide messenger RNA. RefSeq lists its product as uncharacterized. The coding region runs from base 1 to 789 and encodes 262 amino acids. The record is from RefSeq and is a predicted model, not a curated record. NCBI's taxonomy places the organism in Eukaryota, Fungi, Ascomycota, Sordariomycetes, Amphisphaeriales, Sporocadaceae. The transcript is spliced from 2 exons.